GAGCGAAGGGCCGGGCCUCCAUGAGCUCCGCCCAAAGGGGCGCUACCACCCGGAGGAGGCCGGCGCACGGCCGCUGCUCAUUCAUUGUCUUGACAGAGCAUCCUCGGUGGCCAGCCUGCGGCUCCUCCAUCCUUCUCUCCUUCCUCCUCCACUUGGGAGGGGUCACGCUCAGCUCUCCGCAGCAGGAUGAGCCGGCAGGUGGUUCGCUCCAGCAAAUUCCGCCACGUGUUUGGACAGCCAGCCAAGGCUGACCAGUGCUAUGAGGAUGUGCGCGUCUCACAAACCACUUGGGACAGUGGCUUCUGCGCUGUCAACCCCAAGUUCAUGGCUCUGAUCUGUGAGGCCAGUGGGGGAGGGGCCUUCCUGGUGCUACCCCUAGGCAAGACUGGACGAGUAGACAAGAAUGUGCCCCUGGUCUGCGGCCACACUGCCCCUGUGCUAGACAUCGCCUGGUGUCCACACAAUGACAAUGUCAUUGCCAGUGGCUCUGAGGACUGCACUGUUAUGGUGUGGGAGAUCCCGGAUGGGGGCCUGGUGCUGCCCUUGCGGGAGCCUGUCGUCACCUUGGAGGGCCACACCAAGAGGGUUGGCAUCGUGGCCUGGCACCCCACAGCCCAGAAUGUGCUUCUCAGUGCAGGUUGUGACAAUGUGAUUCUGGUGUGGGACGUGGGCACUGGGGCAGCUGUGCUGACGCUGGGCCCGGAUGUGCACCCGGACACAAUCUACAGUGUGGACUGGAGCCGGGACGGUGGUCUCAUCUGUACCUCCUGCCGUGACAAGCGUGUCCGUGUCAUCGAGCCUCGCAAAGGCACUGUUGUGGCUGAAAAGGACCGUCCCCAUGAGGGGACUCGGCCGGUGCACGCUGUGUUUGUGUCAGAAGGGAAGAUUCUAACCACGGGUUUCAGUCGCAUGAGUGAGCGGCAGGUGGCGCUGUGGGACACAAAGCACCUGGAGGAGCCACUGUCCCUGCAGGAACUGGACACAAGCAGCGGAGUCCUGCUACCUUUUUUUGAUCCUGAUACCAACAUUGUCUACCUCUGUGGCAAGGGUGACAGCUCUAUCCGGUAUUUUGAGAUCACUUCUGAGGCUCCGUUCCUGCAUUAUCUUUCCAUGUUCAGUUCCAAGGAGUCUCAGCGUGGUAUGGGUUACAUGCCCAAACGUGGCCUGGAAGUGAAUAAGUGUGAGAUUGCCAGAUUCUAUAAGCUUCAUGAGCGGAAGUGUGAGCCCAUUGCCAUGACAGUGCCUAGAAAGUCGGACCUGUUCCAGGAGGACCUGUAUCCGCCCACUGCAGGACCCGACCCUGCCCUCACAGCUGAGGAAUGGCUGGGUGGUCGGGAUGCUGGCCCCCUCCUCAUUUCCCUCAAGGAUGGCUACGUGCCCCCAAAGAGCAGGGAGCUGAGGGUCAACAGGGGCCUGGACAGCGCUCGCAGAAGAGCUACACCAGAGCCCAGCGGCACGCCCAGCUCGGAUAUCGUGUCAAGGCUGGAGGAGGACGUGAGGAAUCUGAACGCCAUAGUGCAAAAGCUACAAGAGCGCCUGGACAGGCUGGAGGAGACUGUUCAGGCCAAGUAGAACCCCAGAGCCCUCAUCUGGGGCCAGCCAUCCCCUCUGCUCCCACCCCACCCUCAGGCCAUACGGUGAAUAAGACGAAAAUAAUAAAACGGCUUUAUUUUCUGGUA
Molecule: messenger RNA, 1679 nt
Organism: Mus caroli (Ryukyu mouse)
Lineage: Eukaryota; Metazoa; Chordata; Mammalia; Rodentia; Muridae
Gene: Coro1a
Product: coronin 1A
Biological process (GO): actin filament organization; cell migration
Molecular function (GO): actin filament binding
Source: RefSeq, a predicted model, not a curated record